UAACAUUAGCUGACAUGGAAACCAAACAGGGCACAAGUAAUAGAGACAUAGCAUAAUCCGUGUCGCCAAGGCAGUGGAAAGGAAGACAGAAACCCAAAUCUUGGGAGAUCUCAUACUUAAGGAGGGCACUUGUUUGAUCUGAAUGAAACCAAAUGCUGGCGGCUCCUUCUCUUUAAAAGUCUCAUCUCCGACCACCCCGCCUUUUCCAGCCCCGGGGGAGGGAGUCUUUAAUAAUGGACGGUGUAAACUGAUGCUCCGGCAGUAAGAGUCUGGAGAAGCGCUGCUUGACCAGAAAUCAAACAGAGCAGCUUCGUCUGAAUGAAAGGCAGCCCCUGAAGUGUAACAGAAGUUUUCUCCGACUCAAGGGGAGGGGGGGACCCGCGGGAAAAUGUCUCUCCUCGCCAAAAUCUUGAAAAUGGAUUGCAAGCAGGUGCUUGAGCCUCAAAGGAGCUGCGUUUAUGGUGUUAUUUUUGUCAGUAUGCUUCACCAGCUGCCCAAACUUUCGGGCAGCCCGUCCCUGGAGGUGCAGAGCCCUACAGCUGCAACAGCAGAGGACAAAGGAGAGGAGGAGAUGAUGAUGGCAGCUUCAGAGGGCGCUGGGGGAUUCCUCCACCCCAGCCCGCAUCCAAGCCACCAAAGGGUAAAAAGCCUGAAAGAAAUGCCGGGACCCAAGACCCUAUCCAACCUGGUCGAGUUUUUCUGGAAGGAUGGUUUUAGUCGCAUUCAUGAAAUCCAGCAGAAGCAUGUUCAAGAAUACGGGAAAAUUUUCAAGUCGCAUUUUGGUCCCAAACUAGUUGUAUCCAUUGCAGAUCGAGACAUGGUGGCUCAGGUUCUCCGGGAAGAAGGACCUUCACCACAACGAGCUGACAUGGAUUCCUGGCAAGAAUACAGGAAUUUACGAGGGAGAGCUACAGGACUUAUAUCUGCAGAAGGGGAACAGUGGCUAAAAAUGAGGCGUGUCCUAAGGCAAAAAAUGGUGAAACCCAAAGAUGUCGCCAUUUUCUCUGAAGGAGUUUCUGAAGUUGUUGCUGAUUUAAUUAAGAGAAUCUACAUUCUGAGAAAUCAAGAAGAAGAUGGGGAAACUGUGACAAAUGUUAACAGCCUUUUUUUCAAGUAUUCAAUGGAAGGUGUGGCAACUGUUCUCUAUGAGUGCCGCUUGGGGUGCCUGGAAAGCCAUAUCCCUCAGAGUACAGUGGAAUACAUUGAAGCACUGGAGUUAAUGUUCAGCAGUUUCAAAACUACCAUGUACGCAGGAGCUAUUCCCAAAUGGCUUCGCCCAAUUAUUCCAAAACCUUGGAAAGAAUUCUGUAAAUCAUGGGAUGGACUGUUUAAAUUUAGUCAAAUUCAUGUCGACAAUAAAUUAAAUGACAUAAAGUCCCAUUUAGACCGAGGAGAAGUAGUCGAUGGUGGACUUCUCACAACUCUGCUUAAGAGUGAAGAACUCACAGUGGAAGAAAUCUAUGCCAAUAUGACUGAAAUGCUUUUGGCAGGGGUUGAUACAACAUCAUUCACUUUAUCCUGGGCAACCUAUCUGUUAGCAAAGCACCCGGAAGUGCAGCAUUCUAUCUAUAAAGAGAUAGUCAGUAACCUGAGAAAGGACAAAGUACCUGAUGCACAUGAUAUCCCCAAUUUGCCAUUGAUUAGAGCGCUUCUCAAAGAAACGUUAAGGUUAUUUCCAGUAUUACCCGGAAAUGGUAGAGUAACCCAGAAAGAUAUGGUCAUUGGAGGAUAUUUGAUACCUAAAGGGACCCAGCUGGCACUAUGUCAUUAUGCUACUUCAUACCAAGAAGAGAAUUUCCCAUCAGCAAAUGAAUUCAUGCCAGAUCGCUGGCUAAGGAAAAGUAAUAUGGACAGAGUGGAUAAUUUUGGUUCUAUCCCAUUUGGUUAUGGCAUUCGGAGUUGUAUAGGAAAGCGAAUUGCUGAACUUGAAAUUCACCUUGCACUAAUACAGCUGCUUCGACAUUUUGAAAUAAAAAUUUCUCCGAAAACUAAAUCAGUUUGUGCCAAAACCCAUGGACUCCUGACUCCUGCAGACUCGAUCAAUGUGAAAUUUGCUGACAGGAAAUGAGAGAAGGAACUUCAGGAAAUUUCCAGCAUGACCUCUGACUGAAAGAUGGAGAAGAUUCUCUAAGCCAGUAACGUCUUUUUGUAAUCAAGCUUUUGAUGCCUACCUAGAAGUUUAUUCAUCUCCUCAAAUAUAUUUCACUGACCCACACAAAACAUUACAUAAACACAUAUUAAAAUCAUUCAUUUCCCAUUUUAUUUUAUUCUAUUUUAUUUUCUCCUUCUUUCUGCUAGAAAUAUAGUUUUGGGAGAGAUAGUAAAGGCAAUAGACAGAUACAUCAAAUCAAUAUCCUACCCUCUAAGCAGAUUUUUUUUUCAAAGAGAGAAAUUUAUAUACUUUGGCCUGGUAUCCUGUUCAGUAUUAACAUAUGCUCAACUCCAGCUGCAGAAGCUGCUGUAGUUAUUCAGCGAGGUGUUGGUUGCAUGAUACAGUUGUGCCACCAAAUCAGCUUCUGCAUCUGGAGUUCUGCAUGUAUAGAUAUUGAAGAGAAUGCUGACCAGCAUACAACUGCAUUCCUUUCCUACUUGUCUCCUGUUAUUAUGUGCCAUCAAGGUACUUCUGGCUUAUGACAGUUCUAUAAAUUAAGCAUCUCCAAAAGUGUUGACAACCCUGGUAAAGUCCUAGUUUCUCUAGUAGGAACUGAGGCACUAAUUUUAGCAAUCACAAAAUAUGGCUAAAUUCUAGCGAAUCCUGGACAUCUGUGGGGCAUCUCUUUCCAACCCGUUUCCCAUCAUUAGGCUAUUUGAGGUGAUAAGAAGUGUCAUGGCUAACAAGCAGAUAAGUAGGUAAACAGAUUACACCUUCAGGACAGCUUCGGUUAUCAUGCGCUAAUUAUAAACUCCUCUGAAAGAUAAAUGUUAUUUUAUGGGAUGCAGGAUGUACACCAAUUUGCAGUUUUACUUUCUUAUCUUCAUUGUCCUUCUGGGAAUCCUUACUUUGACACUGCUUCCUUUUCAAACGAUUUAACAGUAAUCCAUAAAAAUGUACCGUAGGGCAAUAGUUUGAGACAAAUAAUGCAGUCUACAGCCAUCUACAUUCAAAAAUUUGAAUGGUCUCCCCUGAAAAGCUUCUUUAAUCACAUACAAAAUGAACAUAAAGUUUACAUAUCACUGAGUCAUUCACUCAUGUAACAAUAAAUCUUUAUAUUUGUACAUUUUUUUUACAGUUGACAGCUUUCUUUGUAAAUAAAGGUUUUACUGUAAUAGCUUGACAUUCUUUUUUUUUAAUCUUGCAAAUGGAAAUUACUGCUUAAUGUAAUAUACAACUGAUUUUAGUGUGUGGGGGCUACUGCCCUCUCUGGGACAGAUACUAAAAUUACACGGUGCUUAUGUGUUUGAAGAAUGUGCACUUUGUAGUUGCUUAUUUAAGCAAUUUAUAUAGCCAAUGGCAACUAGAGAUGUUUAGGUUUGUGACAUUUGUUAUAGAUUUGCAAAGCAGCAAGUGACAUUUGCAAGAUAAUAUCUUUAAAAAAAACAAUGUCUUUUGAAGCUGUCAUAUGUUUUCCUCUAAACGCUUUGCUAAAAUGCUUGAACAUGCAUAUUUUAAGGUCAGUUUUGCUGUGGGCAUAGCAGAUGAAAUAAAUUAAUGCUGAAACACUUAUCUUAGAUAUUUCAGGAUGCUAAAAUGACUUAAUCUGUCAGUACUUUAAUCUCCACUUGCACUGAUUUUCCAAAGUUUAAGACGAUGUUCGGUUUUCUCAGGAACCCCUUUUGGCAUCUUUUCUUAUAGUCCAGGAGGAAAAGUUCUAGAGAAAAUCAAAACUCGUUCACCACCAGUACUUAAGGCUUAAGUAGUAAACACUUUACUUAAACAGGGAGGAAAAGCAGAGAUUCAUAGUCUGAAUUUUUAUGGACCUGCAUUUUGGACUGUUGCAUUAGAUGUCUUUUUAUUUGUUAUAAUAUUUUUACUAGUAUACAUUUAUAAAUUAAUAUUUCAUAUUUUAUAAACUAAAUUUAA
Molecule: messenger RNA, 4021 nt
Organism: Pogona vitticeps (central bearded dragon)
Lineage: Eukaryota; Metazoa; Chordata; Lepidosauria; Squamata; Agamidae
Gene: CYP27C1
Product: cytochrome P450 family 27 subfamily C member 1
Biological process (GO): glucocorticoid biosynthetic process; cholesterol metabolic process; cellular response to peptide hormone stimulus
Cellular component (GO): mitochondrial inner membrane
Molecular function (GO): heme binding; oxidoreductase activity, acting on paired donors, with incorporation or reduction of molecular oxygen; iron ion binding
Source: RefSeq, a predicted model, not a curated record